ACAAAAACACAACCACAGGAAGAUGAAUGCAGUUGAUGUGGAGAGAUUUUGUCAGGCCCAGAAGGAAGAUUUGUUAGAGCUUCGGAAGCGAAUAACUCCAGAUGUUACUACUACAUGUUCUACAAACUCAUCAUCAACAUCAAGACUAGAUUUACUGCCAAAUGAUAUUAGAAAGCUGUAUAACGAGGUACUGCCUCAUGUUAGAGCAGUCCAUCUAUUAAACUUGGAGCUCAAGCAAGUUAAUGCCAGACUCCUCAAACAAAACAGGAUGAUUAAAUUUGAUAAAAUUCAUGAUUCUUUGUACAAUGCUUUCGAGCCAUAUGUAGAUGAUGCUUCAACUCCGAAGCCCUUUGUUGCUUGGCAACAAGAGAUGGAGCAGUACAUCAGACAGCAAGAAAAGAAAACUGAUGCAAAAAGCAUUAUCAAUUGCUUUGUCGAACCUCUACUCUUCACGAUGGCGAACCUGUGCAGAUCCAAGAAACAACUUAGCUUCUCAACGUGCUACCACAGGGUCACAGUCCAUGUCACAAUCACUGAGGUCAUUACUGAUGAAAAUAGAGUGACUUAUUGUUUCACGUCGGACGUUCAUAUUGAGGAAUUGGAAACCAAGGGGGCACUCUACAUCGAACAGAAACGGACUGCAGCUGAGUUUGUGAGAGAUAUUAUAUGGAGUUACCUAAGACAAGAAAUCCUUCCAUAUACACUAACAUGAUCAGGAAUGUUUAAAUUCCACUUUAUCUGCCACUCAUGUGUUAACAUGCAAGUAAUAAUUAAGUUGCAUUAUGUGAUGAUAGAUAUUUAUGAGAGCAUAUUUAUUAUACUAUUAUCUGGCUUAAACAAAAGCAAGUUUGUGCGUUUUAAUUGAAUCUGUUAUGUUUACGUAAUAUCCACUGACCUUAAACUCGGAUGAAAUUUGUAUUAUCAAGAUCACGUAAGCUAGUUUAUAUACUCUUGAUAUUAUGUAAACAUUCAUGGUAACACGAUAAAAGAAUAAAACAAUGAACGAUAAAACCAUGA
Messenger RNA from Priapulus caudatus, 1017 nucleotides. RefSeq lists its product as uncharacterized. Bases 23 to 712 code for a protein of 229 amino acids. The transcript has 6 exons. Lineage: Eukaryota; Metazoa; Priapulida; Priapulimorpha; Priapulimorphida; Priapulidae. The record is from RefSeq and is a predicted model, not a curated record.